Molecule: messenger RNA, 5379 nt
Organism: Colletotrichum orchidophilum
Lineage: Eukaryota; Fungi; Ascomycota; Sordariomycetes; Glomerellales; Glomerellaceae
Product: ABC transporter
Exons: 2
Coding region: 1-5379 (1792 amino acids)
Biological process (GO): transmembrane transport
Cellular component (GO): fungal-type vacuole; fungal-type vacuole membrane
Molecular function (GO): ATP hydrolysis activity; ABC-type peptide transporter activity; ATP binding
Source: RefSeq, a predicted model, not a curated record
AUGGGCAGCUUUGCUCAAUGCAGCUGGCCGAUCUGGGACAUUGACGAUCUCACACCGUGCUUCCAACAAGACUACCUCAAAAUCCUGUUUCCUCUGAUUGUCAUAGGCUUCUCCUUCCUUCACCUCAGCCUCCAGGCUAUUCGAAGCGCCGCGAAGAACCGAAAGCAUGGCUACGACCAAGUCCCGGAAGAGCACCACCACGGCCACACCGAUAUUCCUCCUGAAGAGGCCGACGAUGAAGACGACGACGAGGCACUGACCAUGAACGGCGGCGGUCGCCUCGCUCUGGUCAAGACUACCACCAAGGGAUCCAUUGUCCAAGCCGACAGCCCGCCAGCCCAGAACUUGACCAUUGUCGUCGAGGAGCUUGGAAUCGCCGGUCUGAUUGCGAUACACAUUGUUGCAUUGGUCACUGGGACAGUUCCCGGUCAACAUGGAUUCUUGGUCACCAUCGUCGGUUUGGUCACUUGGGUUUACGUCGCCAUCCUCGCCACUCUACGACUCUUCCUCGGAAACACGAAAUGGCGCGUCCCUCGCAUCUGGAACCACACAGCCACAAUCUACCUUUUCCAGUGGCUAUUCACCGUGGGCAUCUUCCGCUCCGUCCUUAUCCACCCCAGCAGCCGCCUUGCGCAAACGCUUGUCAUUGUCGAAUUCGUCUUGACCUCGCUUCUCUUCGGUCUGGCAAUCACGACCCGCAAGGGCAAUAAAACGGUGCUCUUGGAAUGGGAAGGCGACAUUGAGCCCUCGCGCGAACCCCUCGCGUCUCUUUUUUCUCUGGUCACGUUUUCCUGGGUCGAUCCCAUCAUCUACCGCGGCUACAAGGAAACCCUCGAGAUGAAGAGCGUUUGGAAUUUGGUCCCCAAGGAGAAGGCAGCCGCCGUCCUGGCCGACUACCGCGCAAUGAAGAGAACCUCGACAUUGGCCUGGCACUUGCUCAAGUACUUCAAGGGUGAGCUGCUGCUGCAGUUCGCUCUGGCUGCUUUUGCGGGUAUCUUCACCUUUGCCCCAACAUUGCUGCUCAAGGCCAUCCUGGAAUACGUAGAGAGGCCCGAGGGCGCUCCCAUCAACGUCUUGUGGUUGUACGUGAUUCUCUUGCCGGUCCUCGACAUUAUCAGGUCUUUUGCCGACAACUACGCCUUGUGGAUUGGUCGCAAGAUCUGCAUUCGCAUCCGCGCCAUCAUGAUCGGCGAAAUUUACGCCAAGGCCCUCCGACGCAAGGCCUCGGCUGGCAAGGACAAGGAACUCGGCAAGAAGACACCCGCUGCUGGAAAGCAGAGCUUGUUUGGAAAGAUCAAGGCCAAGCUGGGUUUCAAGAAGGAUAAGGCUGAUGCUGAGGCUGCUGCUAACGGCACUGCCAAAGACCCGGCAAAGGACGACGAGCAGGCCAACUUGGGCACUAUUAUCAACCUCAUGUCGGUCGACAGUUUCAAGAUUGCCGAGGUCACGGCUUACCUGCACUUCAUUUGCGCGUCCGCUCCUUCGCAGCUUAUCGUGGCCAUCGUUCUACUGUGGGAUGUCAUGGGGCUCAGCGCCAUCCCUGGCUUGGUUGUCAUGGCUCUGCUCCUACCCAUCAACUACAGCUUCGCUCGAGGCUUCGCCAACACGUCCAAGAAGAUUCUGGGCGCCACCGACAAGCGUAUCAACGUGACCAACGAGGUUUUGCAGAACAUUCGCAUCAUCAAGUACUUUGCGUGGGAGGCCAAAUUUGGUCGCAUUGUGGACGAGAAGCGUGCCGCCGAGUUGAAGGCUCUCAGAUCCCGUUACAUCAUCUGGUCUUUCGCCGUCGCCGUGUGGAACUCGGUACCCGUUCUCAUCACUUUCUUCUCCUUCUUGAUGUACACCCUCAUCGAGCAUAAGCCGCUCUACCCUUCGGUGGCCUUCACUGCCAUUUCUCUCUUCAUGCUCCUCCGCGUUCCUCUUGACCAGAUGGGAGACAUGUUUGCCCAUGUUCAGGAAACCAAGGUGUCAUUGGAUCGUGUCGAAGAGUUCCUCACCGAGGAGGAGACUGAGAAGUACGAACAGCUCGGUGAGGACAACGUUGAUGAGAAUGGAAAGAAAGUCAUCGGCCUACGCAAGGCCAACUUCAUCUGGGGCGGUAAAGACGUCGUUGCAGAUGACGGAUCCAUGGCUUUCCGUCUCAUGGACAUGGACGUCGAUUUCCUCAUUGGCAAGCUCAGCAUCAUUUCUGGACCUACCGGCUCUGGCAAGACUUCCAUGCUCAUGGCUUUGCUUGGUGAGAUGACUCUGGUCGAGGGCAAAGUCUACUGCCCAGGUGGCCGUAGCCGUGAGGAUGUUCGACCUGAUCCUGAGACGGGUCUGGCUGAUACGGUCGCUUAUGUCGCUCAGGCUGCAUGGCUUGUAAAUGCCAACAUCAAGGAGAACAUCCUGUUUGCUGCGCCAUACGAUGAGAAGAGAUACAGGGAUGUGAUCAUUGCCUGCGCCCUGGAGCGUGACCUUGAAAUCCUGGACAACGGCGAUGAGACCCUGGUUGGUGAGAAGGGCAUCACGAUGUCAGGUGGUCAGAAGCAACGCAUCUCGCUCGCCCGUGCAAUCUACUCCAAUUCGCAACACAUCUUCUUGGACGACUGCCUCAGCGCCGUUGAUUCUCAUACAGCACAAUGGAUCUUCAACAAUGCCAUCAAGGGACCUUUGAUGGCGGGCCGAACUUGCAUCCUGGUCACCCACAACCUCCAACUUUGUGCCCCCUCAUCGCACUACGUUGUCUGUCUUGAGAAUGGUAGAAUUACUGCGCAGGGACCAUCUGCUGAGCUGAUUGCUGCCGGUAAGCUGGGCGAAGAUGUUCAGAAGGCUGCUAUCAACUCUGCUUCAGUGUCCCGGAUUCCGUCCCGUGUCCCCUCUAGCGUUGGCGAAGAUGGCUCAGAGACCGUGGUCAACCCUGGCGACGAAGGCGCCAGCGAUGCUCGAUCAAAGAAGAACGACAAGAAGAAGGAGCAAAAGGAUGCCAUGGAGGAAAACAAGGCUGUCGGCUCUGUCAAGUGGCCCGUCAUUCAACUAUACCUCUCCUCCAUGGGUGCUUGGUGGUUCUGGGCCGUUGCUCUCACAGUCUUUGGUCUACAGCAAAUGUCUGGUGUCGCUACCAACUUUUGGGUGCGAGAGUGGGCUAACCAAUACGUUGACGAGGAGGUCGCGCACAUUGAUUUCUCGACCGCAUCCCACAGCUACAGCCAGCAGUCUUUGAGUCCGACCUAUUUCGCCUCCAUCGCUAACUACGGCAACCGUAUCAGCUCCAACUUUAGUGCUUCCACCGUUGCGGACGUGAACGUGACUUACUACCUCACCGUACUCGCCAUCAUUGGUCUUGCUGGUUCCGUUGCUGCUUUCAUCAGAGACAUUUGGGUUUUCUAUGGUUCUCUGACGGCAUCCAAGAAGAUUCACAACGACUUAAUUACUAGGGUCUCUCGGGCAAAAUUCAAGUUCUUCGACGUCACUCCUCUCGGCCAGCUGAUGAACCGCUUCAGCAAGGACCUCGAGGCCGUGGAUCAGGAGGUUGCGCCGAUCGCUAUUGGCGUUUUCGGUUGUGCUCUUGGAAUCCUCGUUACCGUCGUCUUGAUCACCAUCAUCACCCCCGGCUUCCUCAUUGCGGGUGUUUUCAUUACUGCCGCAUACUACUUCGUUGGCUCGUUCUAUUUGCGGGCCUCCAGAGAUCUCAAGCGUCUCGAGUCCGUUCAGAGAAGCCCUCUGUUCCAGCAGUUUGGAGAGACACUCUCUGGUAUGACGACCAUCAGAGCUUACGGUGACGAGCGUCGCUUCAUCCGAGAAAACUUGUCCAAGAUUAACGUCCAGUCUCGCCCUUUCAUUUAUCUGUGGGCUGCCAACCGUUGGCUCGCGUUCAGAACAGAUGUGCUUGGUGAUACGGUCUCGUUCUUCGCUGGUGUCUUCAUCAUCAUCAGCCUGGGCACGGGCGCCGUCGAUGCUGGUUCUGCUGGUAUCUCCCUCAGUUACGCCAUUGGCUUCACAGAGAAUGUCUUGUGGCUUAUCCGCCUCUACGCCAUCAACGAGCAAAACAUGAACUCCGUGGAACGCAUCAAGGAAUACCUGGACGUUGAGCAGGAGGCCGAGCCGAUUGACGAGAAGAACCGUCCUCCCAAGAACUGGCCAAGCCAAGGGUCCGUUGAGUUCAUCAACUACUCUACCCGCUACCGCGCAGAUUUGGACCCUGUCUUGCGGGGUCUCAGCUUCAAGAUCAACCCCAGGGAGAAAGUUGGCAUCGUUGGCCGGACAGGCGCUGGCAAGAGUUCGCUGGCCCUGGCUAUUUUCCGUGCUCUCGAAGCCGAUGAAGGCAAGAUCCUUAUUGACGAUAUUGAUGUUGGCCUGAUUGGACUGCGCGAUUUGCGUGAGGCCAUCACCAUCGUUCCCCAGGAUCCCACGCUUUUCAUGGGCACGAUUCGCACCAACUUGGACCCCUUCGACGCGUACACGGAUGAACAGAUCUUUGAGGCGCUCCGUAAGGUGCAGCUUAUCAGCCCCAACGAGUCGACUUCUAGACCGGCGACCAGACCGACUACGCCAUCAGCCGGAUCGAUUCUGCCUGCCACCCCUAACCUGGGUCUCAUUCAGGGUGAUUCGAACGACAGCCCCGGCUCCUCGAUUGCGCCUACAAACAAGAACAUCUUCCUCAACCUCUCGUCGACUGUGUCAGAGUCUGGUUCCAACCUGUCGCAGGGUCAGCGCCAGCUGCUCUGUCUCGCCCGCGCCCUUUUGAAGCGACCCAAUGUGCUGGUGAUGGACGAGGCGACAGCCUCCAUCGACUACGCCACCGAUACCAAAAUCCAGGAGACAAUCCGCGAGCUGACGAGCACCAUCAUCACCAUCGCCCAUCGCCUGCAGACUAUUGUGGAUUACGACAAGGUUCUCGUCUUGGACAAGGGUGCCGUUGUCGAGUAUGGCCACCCGUACGAGUUGAUUCGCAAAGAGAAUGGCAGCUUCCGUGGCAUGUGCGACAUGAGUGGAGAAUUACCGUCGUUGCUCAAGGCUGCCAAGAAGAAGUGGGAUUCCGGGAGACUCGUUGACGUAGACGACGAGGAACAAGACACUCAAUCCACACUCGUCGAGGGCGAGGCUCAAAAGGCCACCGAAGAGGCGAAGAAGAAGAGUGACGAGGAAGAUAGUAAGAAGAAGGCUGAGGCCGAAGCUGAAGCAAGAAAGAGGGCAGAAGAGGAUGCGAAGAAGGCGAGGGAGGCCAAAGAGGAGGCCGAGAAGGCCGAGGAAGAGUCAAAAAAGAAGAAGGCUGAAGAAGAGGCCAAGAAGAAGGCCGCAGAUGAAGAGUCGAAAAAGCAGGCCGAGGAGGAAGCGAAGAGACAGGCAGAUGACAAAGCCAAGGCCGACGACGAGGCCAAGAAGGCUGGCGGAGGAUAA